AUGGUCGCCUUCGAUUAUGCCCCCGAGCGACCCGAACACAUCGACACCAUCCUCAACGGCCUCGACCGCUACAAUCCCGAAACCACAACAGUAUUCCAGGACUACGUCGCGCAGCAGUGCGAGAGCCAGACCUACGAUGCAUACGCGAAUCUGGCACUACUAAAACUAUACCAAUUCAACCCCCACCUCACGCGCGACGAAACAAGCACCAACAUCCUCGUCAAAGCCCUCACCGUCUUCCCCGCGCCCGACUUCAGCCUCUGCCUCUCCCUCCUCCCACCCCACAUCCUCGCCCAAACGAAACUCUCCCAGCAAUCGAAUGGCGGUCCGGCACCAGCCUCGGGUACUCUGGCAGAAGCUGUCCAACACCUAAACACCCUGCACACAGCGCUGAACAAUGCGGCAUAUACUCUCUUCUGGAGCACGCUCGAGAGCGACGACCUCUACGCCGAUCUAGUGGCUGAUGUACAGGGGUUCGAGGAUAGCAUGAGAGUCCGGAUCGCAGUCGUGGUAUCGCAGUGUAUGCAGGAGAUUUCCCGACCGGUCUUGGAAAGCUGGCUCAAUGUUCGAGGGAGUAAAUUGGAGGGGUUCGUGAAGGAGGUGUGUGGAUGGGAGAUUGAGGGGGAGACGGUGCGGAUACCGCUUAAUAGUGAGAAUGAGGCGAGGGGCACGGUGGUGAAGGAGGAUGUGAGGUUCGAACAGUUUGGACGGGUCCUUAAGCGUGCUUAUGAGCAGCCUGCGUAG
Recurvomyces mirabilis is the source of this 744-nucleotide messenger RNA. RefSeq lists its product as uncharacterized. Gene Ontology annotation, biological process: regulation of translational initiation. Gene Ontology annotation, cellular component: cytoplasm; eukaryotic translation initiation factor 3 complex. Gene Ontology annotation, molecular function: translation initiation factor activity; ribosome binding. Lineage: Eukaryota; Fungi; Ascomycota; Dothideomycetes; Mycosphaerellales; Teratosphaeriaceae. The coding region runs from base 1 to 744 and encodes 247 amino acids. The transcript has 2 exons. The record is from RefSeq and is a predicted model, not a curated record.